Messenger RNA from Aspergillus tanneri, 468 nucleotides. RefSeq lists its product as uncharacterized. The record is from RefSeq and is a predicted model, not a curated record. Gene Ontology annotation, molecular function: oxidoreductase activity, acting on CH-OH group of donors; flavin adenine dinucleotide binding. NCBI's taxonomy places the organism in Eukaryota, Fungi, Ascomycota, Eurotiomycetes, Eurotiales, Aspergillaceae. The coding region runs from base 1 to 468 and encodes 155 amino acids. The transcript has a single exon.
AUGGCCGCCUUUGUCGCGGUGGUGCAACCCGAGGCCACAGGAUACGUCACGCUCAACACGUCGGACUAUCGCGACGCACCGCUGAUCCGCUCCAACUACUACGGAUCUGCGGGGGAUAAGGCGGCCAUCCAGUAUGGAUACAAGCAGCUGCGGGAGAUCAUGCAUUCCGACGCCCUAAGUCCAUUCCUCGGAGAGGAGUUGUUCCCGGGAAAGAAUGUUACAUUGGAUUUGGAUAUCUGGGCGGCCAUCCAACAGGGUGCGCAGUCGUUCCAUCAUGCGCUGGGGACCGUGGCCCUGGGGACGGUCCUCGAUCGCGACUGGAGGGUGAAAGGACUGAAGGGGAUACGUGUGGUGGGCUCUGCCGCGAUGCCUCGACCUCCGACAUGCAUGACCCAGGCGCCUUCAUACGCAGUGGCACAUCGUGCAGCCUUGGAUAUUAUCCGGGCAGACAGUCUUGCGCAUCGGUGA